AUGGAAACGGAAGAGCAAAAGCGCGCCGAGGGACGGCAGCCAAAACCUGCUCAGGCGCCCCCGAGAACUUUCCGAGAGAGAGUCUUUCACGCCCUGCCAUCGUACUCGGGGCCGUACAGCGUAGGCACUAUGGAGAUCGAACUGCCAGUCAGGGAACCACGGACUUUUUCACAGAUUGAAAGGGAUAACGUGUAUGCUCUGGGAAUGGAUACGGUUUUAUUUGCACUCUACUAUCCCUGCGAUACCAGCUCUUUCGCCAAGGCUGGGAACCAACCCUCCAGAGCAACGUGGCUCCCAAGACCACGAGUUCCAACGUGUCGAGGAUACGCCAAGUUUCUAAACAUACCCCACAUGCCCGUUACAGCUUAUAUUGCAGCUACGACCAUGUUCACCAAGAUACCAGCAUUCCGCAACGCCAAGCUGGCGGGCUGCCGGCCUGGAGAGCAGUGUUGUCCCAAAAAUUGCCAUGACCAGCAGACAUCGGGUGCAGACGUGUGCGAUAAACCUCAAUUCCCCGUCAUCAUAUUCAGUCACGGCCUGGGUGGUUCUCGGACGUGUUACAGCUCUGUGUGCGGAGAACUUGCCAGCAACGGAUUCAUUGUAGUAGCCGUGGAACAUCGUGAUGGUAGUGGUGCGAGGUCGUAUGUCAACAUCCCGCCGAGCGGUAACCUGGCCGAUGGCAGAAUUCUUGACAAUACCAAGUCAAAAAGGUCAUAUGUCGUCGACUAUAUUUGGCCAAAAGAUAAUGCCCAGGACACCUCGCCACACAACCAGCGAGGCGUGGAUCAUCACCUCCGUGAUGCUCAAAUCGAGAUGAGGAUGGCUGAGAUGGCCGAGGCUCAUUACGCUCUUGAGCUCAUCAACAAUGGUCAGGGCGAGCUGAUUCUGAAGAAUAAUUUGCGCAAAAAAGGAAAUGUCGGAUCAAGCUCAAAGGGCUUGGAGAAUAUCAACUGGUCGGACUGGGUCGGACGACUACACUUGAACAAUGUUACUGUAAUGGGACAUUCUUUUGGAGGUGCCACCUCAGUGCAAAUCGCCCGGGAAGAACAAAGAUUCCCUUGGGUUGGCCAGUCCAUCAUCCUCGAUGCUUGGGGUCCCGCGAUUCCAAAGGUUGAAGGUGAUCAAAGUCACGUUCGCAAGCCACUUCUUGCCAUUGGUUCUGAAGCAUUCAUGCACUGGCCAGAAAACUUUGAUGCAGUACUCAAUAUUUGCAAAGAUACACAGGAAAGUGGUUCACCGUGUUGGAUGGCAACCGUCAAGGGAUCAACCCAUUUAUCGCAGACGGACUUUGCGGUCCUGUAUCCCAGAUGGAUGUCGUGGUUCGCAAAGAACGUCAUCAACCCUAGGCGGGCAAUCUUGCUAAGUGUCAACUCCUCGUUGGAAUUCCUUCGGCACGUCUUGCCAGAGGAGCACAAAUUUGGCAAUUCUUGGGCAGACGAGGGCAUACUCGAGACCAAGUCGCUAUCCCCGACCGACUCAUUGCCGAGCACCCACAAGCCCAACGAAAAGUGGAUAGCGGCUCGCCUUCGGAUACCGAAUGAAUUUCGGCUCCGACUGAUGAGCUGGUUCCGAAGAACACCAAAGGAUAAAGUGCCAAAAGACGCUUCAGGCAAGCCACUCGCCGGCAUAAUCACACGUUGUCUAGGGGACGAGGUCUGGGUUCAUGUGAGCCCAGAAGAGGGAGAAAGAGGUCGUCCCGAUAUGCCAACCGCAUGGCAUCUUCGAAAUAGUCGAAGAAAUAGUACAUACUCAUCGCAGUGCAUUGUCGCUUGA
Pestalotiopsis fici W106-1 is the source of this 1773-nucleotide messenger RNA. RefSeq lists its product as uncharacterized. Gene Ontology annotation, molecular function: 1-alkyl-2-acetylglycerophosphocholine esterase activity. The record is from RefSeq and is a predicted model, not a curated record. Bases 1 to 1773 code for a protein of 590 amino acids. The transcript has a single exon. NCBI's taxonomy places the organism in Eukaryota, Fungi, Ascomycota, Sordariomycetes, Amphisphaeriales, Sporocadaceae.